AUGACGAGCACAAAUCAAGCGCAAGACAAGUUCUACUUCAAUAUACCUUUUGACAACCCUCAAGACUUGAAUAUUCCUUAUGUUCUCAAAGAAUUCAGGACGUUUUCUCGCAUGAUGAGAGCGGAAAAAAUCGAAAGCCCCACCAGGCGUCUAUGGAAUAAUUUCACUGGUAUGAGGGUGACCAUGAAGCUUAAUGCCUACAACAAUCAAGAUUUCGAGUUCGCCUAUGGUGAUGUUCAACCGGCAAUAACCAUGUACGUAUUCGAGCACAUCUCGGGUAGAGAGAGAUAUAGGGUGCGCAAGCAACUGGCCAUUCAGAUGUUUAACAUAUUUGCGGAGUGUAUGAAUACGCUUGGAAUAGAGCUCGAUGAUACCUCUACUGGCGAGUCUGGAAGCGGCAGUGGAUCUGCGUAA
Messenger RNA from Psilocybe cubensis, 414 nucleotides. RefSeq lists its product as uncharacterized. The transcript is spliced from 3 exons. Bases 1 to 414 code for a protein of 137 amino acids. The record is from RefSeq and is a predicted model, not a curated record. NCBI's taxonomy places the organism in Eukaryota, Fungi, Basidiomycota, Agaricomycetes, Agaricales, Agrocybaceae.